AUGACUGAUUCCCGGUUAUACUCCUUCUCCCCGGAGACAAAGGAGCAGCUGCGCAAGUUCCGUCUCACCACCUCUCGCGCAAAGGAUGCGCAAGCUAGAAUCUAUAUCAUCGAUGCGAAGAAUCAGGAAAUCCGCGCACAGGAUGACGAAGUCUACACCAAUAUGGAGGACCUUGCCGAUGACCUCCCUGAAUCAUCGCCUCGCUUCAUUCUCCUCAGCCACCCCUUGACAUUGGGAGAUGGCCGUGUUUCUGUCCCUUACGUCAUGCUCUACUACAUGCCUGUGAACUGCAACCCAUCCCAACGAAUGAUGUACGCCGGAGCCGUGGAGUUGAUGCGCAAUACCGCAGAGGUCAACCGAGUCAUCGAAGUUCACGAGGACGAGGAUAUUAUUUCCAUCAAGUCCCAGCUGGGCGGUACCGACUAG
Messenger RNA from Penicillium waksmanii, 426 nucleotides. RefSeq names its product GMF family protein. The coding region runs from base 1 to 426 and encodes 141 amino acids. The transcript has 4 exons. NCBI's taxonomy places the organism in Eukaryota, Fungi, Ascomycota, Eurotiomycetes, Eurotiales, Aspergillaceae. Gene Ontology annotation, molecular function: Arp2/3 complex binding; actin binding. Gene Ontology annotation, biological process: actin filament debranching; negative regulation of Arp2/3 complex-mediated actin nucleation. Gene Ontology annotation, cellular component: actin cortical patch. The record is from RefSeq and is a predicted model, not a curated record.